Molecule: messenger RNA, 1482 nt
Organism: Klebsormidium nitens
Lineage: Eukaryota; Viridiplantae; Streptophyta; Klebsormidiophyceae; Klebsormidiales; Klebsormidiaceae
Source: the annotation of a GenBank genome assembly
AUGGCCGGUUUCUUGACCAUGCGCGAUAUCUUUGUGCGCCUUGCAGAUGCCGCACUGGCCAGCGCACGGCGCUUGGUAGCAGAACAGGAGAAGAGGGCAGUGGAACCAGCGCGGGGCCGAGACGACUUGGCGAAGUCAACUCUGGCCAAUCUGGCGCAAGCGUUCAAGCAGGGACGUGCCUUUAUUCGAGCGGGCGGACUGCUUGCAGCCGCCAUUCCAAGAGUCGUGGUUGCGCCCCAGCCACCACGCGUGCCUAGGCCAGCAGCAGCGACAAUCCCGGCCCCAACACAGACUCCAGUGACGCCACCUGGGUUCAAAACACCCAAGGCGGCCCCACUACGGAGCCCUGCUGUCACGACUGGAGGGGACCCGCGCGUGCAGCCGGGGUUACCAGGUUCGUCAUCACCAGGCGAUGGUGGAGCGGACCUCGGGGCCCUGUACCUGGCGCAGUCAACAGACGCGCCUACAGCUGUUGGGGCCCAGGCUGCAGCCGUCGGACUAGCCGCCGGAGCAACACUGGGGGGCAACGACUCUGUGCCAGUCGACCUCACCUUAGCAGUGUUGGUUCAAGUCAACGCGGGUGUCUUUCAGCUGGUGCACCGUCCGGAACACCGUAUGCCGUUUGAAGUCUUGCUCUAUCUGGCCGUCAAGGGUCACGCCAACUGUCACGAGGAGGACUAUCUCCAAUUCCUGUUGGACAAUGAGAUGUUGUUUGACUGCACUCUUGACUGGUCGCAGUGUGACCCCACCAGAGAAUAUGUUCGCAACAUGUUCUGGGAUGAAUACGUGGAGGCUCAAGAGCGACACCGCCAGGGUGUUCCGGUCUCAUCUGCUGAUUACCACUAUGACAUGGACGUUGAGGCACUGUUGGAACUUGGUGUUUUGACUGAGGUUGAGAAAGGGUUGUUUUUUUCCGCGUCUAGGUCACGCACGCUGCGUAUUGACCCUGCACGAAAGGGCCGUAUCGCCCGGCAGAUGCACGAAGACGGGUCUGCCACUGCUGUCUUGCGCCACCUUGCAAAAUUCGACGUGUUGUUUGCGUGUAGGGAUCCUGCUGGCGGUGCCAACAUGUGGAUGGAUCGGAAGUAUUACUUCGCUCACCUUGUGCCGGCAUCUCUGCUGGGGGGGGGAGCCUCUGUGUCUGAAGCUCGAACGCUUACAGCAGACAUGCCGUCAGAUGAAACUCGUCGCUCUUGGCGAGAUGGUCACCAGGCAGCCCUAAACCUUGCGCCCCGCGCCAGGUAUACCUACCCACCCCAUCUGUUAGCUUUGCUUGAGCUGGGCUAUUUGAUGGAAGAGCAUAAGGGUAUUUUUGAGCGUCAAAACGUCCCCAGCCAACGCUUUGUGCACCCGUUGCGGGGCCAGUUGGCUCGUGAAUGUGCCGGUGCUCAGAGACAGUCAGAGGAUGAGCUGCUCCAAGAGUUGUUGAACGAUGGCGUGUUGUUUGACUGCAAAGGGGACAGCAAGUUCGACCUGUUCUAG